Molecule: messenger RNA, 2612 nt
Organism: Telopea speciosissima
Lineage: Eukaryota; Viridiplantae; Streptophyta; Magnoliopsida; Proteales; Proteaceae
Product: transmembrane 9 superfamily member 11-like
Exons: 2
Coding region: 211-2202 (663 amino acids)
Biological process (GO): protein localization to membrane
Cellular component (GO): membrane
Source: RefSeq, a predicted model, not a curated record
UUCGUAUUUAGGGCUUCUUCCUCUUUCGAUCUGAGGCAGAAUUAAUUAAGACUCUUCGGAUCUCCGUAGUCGCAGAAAUCUCUAAACGGAGCGGCUUAUCUUUGUUAUUUUUCCGUCUCGCCGUCUAUUUGGAAGAUCUACAUUGAUCCCACGAUUUGGCCUUCUCUACGCAUCUCUUGGUCUGGGUUCCUUCCAGAUCUGAAGAAAACCAUGCAAAAACUGGGAACGAUGGGCUGUUUCUGUCAAUUAUGGGUCUGGGUAUUGCUUUGCUGCUUGAUUUUUCAAUCUGGAGAUGGGUUUUAUCUUCCGGGUAGUUACCCCCAUAAAUACGAAGUCGGCGAGCUGUUAUCAGUGAAAGUAAAUUCUCUUACUUCCAUUGAUGCUGAGAUGCCCUUCAGCUAUUACAGUCUACCCUUCUGUAAACCUAGUGAGGGCGUGAAAGACAGCCGAGAAAACCUUGGUGAACUCCUCAUGGGGGAUAGGAUCGAGAAUUCGCCUCUCAGGUUUAAGACUUACACCAACGAAACCGAGAUCUUUCUCUGCGAAACCGGUCCAUUGUCAGCCGACGACUUCAGUGUUUUGACCAAGAGAAUAGAUGAGAUGUAUCAGGUGAAUCUGAUCCUUGACAACCUCCCUGCGAUUCGCUACACAAAGAAAGAUAAUUACUUCAUUCGGUGGACUGGUUACCCCGUCGGUAUCAAGGUUCAGGAUGUUUACUAUAUGUUCAACCAUUUGAAAUUCACGGUUCUGGUUCACAAGUAUGAGGAAACCAAUAUGGCCGGAAUGAUGAGCACUGGUGAUGCUGGGGAGGUGAUCCCUACAAUGGAGAAGGCCGGAUCCAAUGUGCCAGGUUACAUGGUUGUGGGAUUUGAGGUGGUUCCGUGCAGUUUCCAGCAUGAGAUGGAAGCGGUUAAGAAACUGAAGAUGUAUGAAAAAUACCCAUCUCCCAUCCACUGCGAUCCCUCCACUGUGGCGAUGGCCGUUAAGCAAGGUCAGUCAUUGGCCUUCACCUAUGAGGUCACCUUUGUGGAGAGCGAUAUCAAAUGGCCAUCUAGAUGGGAUGCAUACUUGAAGAUGGAGGGAGCUAAGGUCCACUGGUUUUCAAUUCUCAACUCUCUAAUGGUGAUCACCUUCCUUGCUGGUAUUGUGCUCGUGAUAUUCUUGAGGACUGUCCGGCGGGACCUUACUCGCUAUGAGCAGCUUGACAAGGAAGCACAGGCCCAGAUGAAUGAGGAGCUAUCAGGGUGGAAGCUUGUCGUGGGAGAUGUCUUCAGGACUCCAAACAAUCCGACCCUCCUUUGUAUAAUGGCUGGAGAUGGUGUUCAGAUUCUGGGAAUGGCAGUUGUGACAAUCAUGUUUGCUGCACUUGGCUUCAUGUCUCCAGCUUCUCGUGGAGCGCUUCUCACUGGUAUGCUAUUCUUCUACAUGUUCCUUGGAAUUGCAGCAGGUUAUGUUGCUGUUCGGCUUUGGAGGACAAUCAGUUGUAACAGUAACGUGGGAUGGAUAUCAAUCUCAUGGAAGGCUGCCUGCUUCUUCCCUGGUAUUGCCUUUCUGAUACUAACCACUUUGAAUUUCCUUUUGUGGGGUAGCCAUAGUACUGGGGCAAUUCCUUUCUCCAUUUUUGUUGUUCUAAUUUUGCUCUGGUUCUGCAUCUCUGUUCCUCUUACUCUUGUUGGUGGGUACCUUGGGGCUAAGGCACCUCACAUUGAGUACCCUGUUCGGACUAAUCAGAUCCCUCGUGAAGUCCCAGCUCAAAAGUACCCAUCUUGGUUGUUGGUCCUUGGAGCAGGGACUCUUCCUUUUGGUACCCUCUUCAUUGAGCUCUUCUUCAUAUUAUCUAGCAUUUGGAUGGGUCGUGUCUACUAUGUUUUCGGAUUCUUGUUCAUAGUACUGACCCUUCUUGUGGUAGUCUGCGCUGAAGUGUCCCUUGUUCUAACUUACAUGCACCUCUGUGUGGAGGACUGGAGGUGGUGGUGGAAAUCCUUCUUUGCUUCUGGUUCUGUUGCCCUCUACAUUUUCUUGUACUGCAUAAACUAUCUCAUAUUUGAUCUUAGGAAUCUGAGCGGUGCUGUCUCGUCAACUCUAUUCCUUGGUUACUCACUCUUCAUGGUUAUAGCAAUCAUGCUUGCCACAGGCACAGUUGGUUUCAUUUCUUCCUUCUGGUUUGUGCAUUACCUGUUCUCUUCAGUGAAACUAGAUUGAAUUUCCCCACCUCAAGGAACUCUUAUUUUUUAAACAGUAGUGGAGAUGACUAGAAAAUGGAACAACACAGCUCAUGUACACCUUGAACUUCUUUAUCAACCUGUCCUGAAUUUAUUCUCUUCUUAAACUUGGUAAAGAUUAUACUAUUUUCAUCCAGUUUUGAUUAAUUCCUUAGUAGUUCAUAGCUGCAUGAUACUGUUCUUUUCUUGCAUAUUGGGGCAUGGGUAUUCACAGUUACUCGUAGUUGGUGGUAUCAGCUUUGAUCUCUCUAUUUGAUUACUCAGCAGAUGGAUUUAUGUAUUAUUAUGCAGAGAUUCGUGGUCUUCUUGUUUCUGAUUUAGAAUUGUUAAAUGUUUGAGUUGAGCAAAUUCUUUUGAUCACUUGUUUUAUGGAGACCAUCAUUAGCGUUA